Messenger RNA from Pseudophryne corroboree (corroboree frog), 960 nucleotides. It is a transcript of the gene MGP, whose product is annotated as matrix Gla protein. Gene Ontology annotation, molecular function: calcium ion binding. Lineage: Eukaryota; Metazoa; Chordata; Amphibia; Anura; Myobatrachidae. The transcript is spliced from 5 exons. The record is from RefSeq and is a predicted model, not a curated record. Gene Ontology annotation, cellular component: extracellular region. Gene Ontology annotation, biological process: regulation of bone mineralization. Bases 119 to 433 code for a protein of 104 amino acids.
AUCCCAGUCUGGAUAGCUCCACUUCUCCAGCCAGGACUGCAGGUUGUCUGCUCCCGAUACCUUCAGCUGACACUUUCCUGUGGGAACCAGAGAAGAAGACAUCAGAGGACAAGGCAACAUGAGGUUCCUGGCAGUUCUCCUGGCGUUGGCACUGGCCAUUGCGGUUACCAUUGCUUACGACUCGGUCGAAAGCCAAGAGUCCAAUGAAAGAUACGACCCCUUUAUCAGCUCCAGAAACGCCAACUCAUUCGUGAGCUCCCAGUACAGCCGGAACAUGCGCCUGAAUGAGAGGAUCCGCGAGCGCAACAAGAGCCCCCAAGAACGCCAGCGUGAGGUCUGCGAGGAUUACAACCCCUGCGAGCAUUACGCUCUACGACAUGGGUACACCGCUGCCUACAAGCGAUUCUUUGGCCAGCGCAGCAGGAGGAUGUGACGGGGACCCAGGCAGAGUAAUGUCAUGAGCCGGCCCUGUGACACUAAUAAUCUCACCCAUCCAUGUAUGCGAGAGACUCGCAGCUCACCCAUUACCUUCCACUGUGCUUAGCUGGCCUCUGUACCUUCUGUGCGCAUCAAGGGGUCUAUUCAUGAAGCAGUGAAAAGUGUGGAGAAGUGACCCUGUGGAGAAGUUGCCCAUGGCAACCAAUCAGCAUUGAAGUUACAAUUAGAAUUUGCAUACUAUACAAUUGUACAGAGCAGCUGAUUGGUUGCCAUGGGCAACUGCUCCACAGGCUCACUUCUCCACUCUUUUCACUGCUUCAUGAAUAGACCCCUAAGCACCUUUCACAUGUUUUUGCGAUGCCAAAGACCCCCGGGGAAGGGGGCAGCGUGUUCUGGUACAGUCUGUGGCAAUAACAGGAUUAUAUUAAGCCCAGUCUGACGUAUGCGCUUGUUCUGUGUGUCAUAUCUGUGUCUCGCUUGUAUAAAAUGUCUCAUUUUCAGAAAUAAAAUGCUGCUUUUAUA